AAACCAACUAGCGUUCACUUUCCCACCACGCCACAUCCGAGUUUGGAAAAUGUUUUGAUGGUGGACGUCAGAUUUUAAAAAUGGUGGUCGCGGGGAUCUCCUAAGGUCAUGCCAUGGUGCUACGAAGAGUACUGAGAAAACGUUGGGUGCUAGGUGUGGUGUUUGGACUUUCUUUGAUCUACUUCUUAACCAACACCCUGAAACAGGAGGAGAGAACCAUAAGGGAUCGCACCCUGUUGGAGGCCAGGGACCCGGACCACCGGAUCCCAUGGAAGGUCAGGUUUAACCUGGGCAACAGUAGCAGGCCAAUCACUCAGUGCCGGAACUCCAUUCAGGGCAAGUCACUGCUCACAGAUGAACUGGGUUAUGUGUGCGAGAGGAAGGAUCUGCUGGUGAACGGUUGCUGUAAUGUCAACGCUCUGAGCUCCAGACAGUACAUCUGUAAAAGUUGUCUGGCCAAUGGCUGCUGUAACAUCUACGAGUACUGUGUGUCCUGUUGCCUCCAGCCUGAUAAGCAACUUCUACUAGAGCAUUUCCUGAACAGAGCUGCAGACGGCUUUCAGAACCUCUUCACCGCCGUGGAGGACCACUUUGAGCUGUGUUUAGCUAAGUGUCGAACUUCAUCGCAGAGUGUCCAACAUGAAAAUACCUACAGAAAUCCACAAGCAAAAUACUGUUAUGGAGAAAGUCCACCUGAACUCCUGCCUAUAUGAUUGUUCGAUCCUCUGGGACCUACGAGACUGAAAAUAAACUAAUAAUAGUCCAACUAAGAGCUAAGGGACACACCUUGAUGCUGCUUGAGAAGACUGGCUUCAUCUUGUGUCCCAUACUGGCCUUGAACAGUCUGAUACCAUACAGUGCCAUCAAGAACACCAGAGCCAUAUACUGUAUAGAGGGAGUUUAGCAAACUUUGACUGACGACAACGGACACCAUGUUGAACCUUUCAAUAUAAUAAUGUGAGUAAUCGUCUCUACAUAUGGCUCUGAAGAACACUAUCGUAACCUCACAACUAUGGACAAAUACAUUAUGAUAUUAUUUACACUUCAUAAGUGCAUAGUUUCAUAACUUCAUCAGUGAUGAUCAUCAGGUCUCAUUCGCUCACCAGUUGGGAUUCGCCUCAUGCUGCCCAUUGUUUCACAUCAUGGGCGUGUUCAUUAGGGCAUGCAACUGAGUGUUUUAAAAUGUUUCGCAACAGAACUAAAAUGUGGGUUUCUUAUUGGUUAAGUCCCUCCCUGUUUAAGUUGUUUUCUUCCAAAUGAACAUGGCCCAUGUUAUAAAGGUUUUUAUUUCAAGCCUGCUCAAUGUACUGAAGGAACAAACUACAAAGAAUGUGUCAUUUGUGUGUAGUUGUGCAUGCAUAUUGACUGACGGCUAUUUAAUAACGUGACUGAAAGUAAUCGGCUCACGGUUUACGUUGCAAUGUCUAUUUUUUAGACCCUUUCAGAAUAAUUAUCAGUAUUGCAUUUUGUAUAGAAAUUGUAUCUAUUUUACACUAUGAAAUAAUUCUAUAUUAUGAUGACUAAAGACCCUAUAGUUUAUCUGGGGUCAGAGCGCUGUAUCAACAUGUAGAAUUGGCAUAUUUUGAUUGAAUAUAUGACAAAAUAACUUUUUCAA
Oncorhynchus nerka (sockeye salmon) is the source of this 1615-nucleotide messenger RNA. Its product is annotated as SREBP regulating gene protein. NCBI's taxonomy places the organism in Eukaryota, Metazoa, Chordata, Actinopteri, Salmoniformes, Salmonidae. Gene Ontology annotation, biological process: positive regulation of SREBP signaling pathway. The transcript is spliced from 6 exons. The record is from RefSeq and is a predicted model, not a curated record. The coding region runs from base 114 to 713 and encodes 199 amino acids.